Messenger RNA from Podarcis raffonei (Aeolian wall lizard), 4109 nucleotides. RefSeq names its product low density lipoprotein receptor (gene LDLR). The record is from RefSeq and is a predicted model, not a curated record. The coding region runs from base 218 to 2839 and encodes 873 amino acids. Gene Ontology annotation, molecular function: protein binding; calcium ion binding. Lineage: Eukaryota; Metazoa; Chordata; Lepidosauria; Squamata; Lacertidae. The transcript is spliced from 18 exons.
CGCCGCUUGAAUGGGGGAACCGCGCGGAGAGGAUGCUACAAAUCUGGUUCAGCAGGGCGAGUGCGCGCACGUGCGGAGAAGCGGCGCUUAGGGACCCAUAGCCGGGCAGCCUCCCCGUUUGCGCGCCGCGGGUCUCCCUGCUUUACUCUCCCGGUGGGAUCGAGGACAAGGGACGCGCAAAUUAAGCAGCAGCAAGCAACAGCCCGAGGGAGCCACGAUGAGUCCCGGUGGAUUGCAAACGCCUUUGCUAGCCUUGGCGGUCGUGCUCUGCGCCCAAGUUUCUGGAAACGGUGUGGAGAAGUGUAGGAGGAGGGAGUUCCAGUGCGGGAAUGGUGAAUGCAUCCCUUACAAAUGGAUAUGUGAUGGCAAGGCUGAAUGCCAGGACGGCUCUGAUGAAUCCUUGGAUGCCUGCAAGUCCGUGACCUGUGAGCCAGGGCAGUUCAGCUGUGGCGGCCGCAUCAAUCGGUGCAUUGAUAUGUCCUGGCGGUGUGACUCGCAGAUUGAUUGUGAGAAUGGCUCCGAUGAAGAAAACUGCCCCCCUAAACAUUGUGCUGACAGCGAGUUCCAGUGCAAAGAUGGGAACUGCAUUGCUUUGAGUUUUGUCUGUGACGAAGACCGCGACUGCGAGGACGGCAGCGACGAAGAAGGCUGCUCUGGCCCGACCUGCAGCCCCGAAAUGUUUCACUGCAACAGCUCAGAGUGCAUUCCCAAGCUCUGGGCCUGUGACAAAGAUGCGGACUGCAAGGAUGGGUCGGAUGAGUCGCCCGAGCAUUGUGGGAAGCUGGAGAAGGACAAUCCUUGCUCUCCGCUGGAGUUCCACUGCGGAAGCGGUGAAUGCAUCCAUCAGAAAUGGCAGUGCGAUGGGGGUUUUGAUUGUGCAGACAACUCAGACGAAGCAGACUGUGCUAAAGUCACAUGCCGCCCAGAUGAAUUUCAGUGCAAUGAUGGUACUUGCAUCCAUGGGAGCCUGCAGUGUAACAAGGAGAUUGACUGCAAAGACAGGAGUGAUGAGGUUGGCUGUGUCAACGUGACAACCUGUGAAGGACCAAACAUAUUCAAGUGCCAUUCUGGAGAAUGCAUCACUAUGGACAAGGUCUGCAAUGCGAAGAAAGACUGCAGGGAUUGGUCGGAUGAGCCCCUCAAGGAGUGCCGAACAAAUGAAUGUUUGGAUAAUAAGGGUGGUUGCUCCCACAUAUGCAACGAUCUCAAAAUUGGGUACGAGUGUUUAUGCCCUGAAGGAUUCCAGCUGAUUAACCAAAGAAAAUGUGAAGAUAUCGAUGAGUGUCUCAACCCUGAUACCUGUAGCCAAAUCUGUGUGAACUUGAAAGGAAGCUAUAAGUGUGAAUGUAAUGAAGGCUAUCAGAUUGACCCUACCACGAAGGCCUGCAAAGCCAUUGGCACCAUUGCAUAUCUCUUCUUCACCAAUCGGCAUGAGGUCAGGAAGAUGACUCUCGACCGCAGCGAGUACAGCAGCCUCAUCCCCCGUCUCAAAAACGCGGUGGCUUUAGAUAUGGAAAUAGCCAACAACAAACUCUACUGGUCUGACAGCUCUCAGAAAAAAAUAUACAGCACUCCAAUAGACAAAGCAGACAACCACUCUCACCAUGCCACCGUGAUUGACAGCGGGAUCAAAUACCCAGAUGGUCUCGCUGUGGACUGGGUGCACAGCAACAUCUACUGGGCUGACUCUGCCCUGGGCACAAUCUCCGUGGCCAGCAGUGAAGGCUUGAGGAGGAGGACCCUGAUCAAGGAAGUUGACGCCAAGCCGUGUGCCAUCGUGGUGGAUCCCGUCCACGGGUUUAUGUACUGGGCUGACUGGGGCACGUCUGCGAAAAUUGCCAAAAGUGGUCUGAAUGGGGUGGACAGUUUUCCCCUGGUGAAAGAAGGCAUUCUUUGGCCUAACGGAAUAACUCUAGAUCUGGCCAACCAGCGCCUCUACUGGGUAGACUCAAAGCUCCACUCCAUCUCCAGCAUAGAUGUGAAUGGGAGAAACAGAAAGACCAUCCUUGUGAAUGAGGACAAGCUGGCUCAUCCUUUUGCCAUCACAGUCUUUGAGGAUAAAGUGUUCUGGACAGAUGUCAUGAAUGAAGCCAUUUUCAGUGCCAACCGCCUGACCGGCUCCGAUAUCGUCAAGGUGGCAGGGGACCUGUAUUCACCCCAGGAUCUGACGUUGUUUCAUUCUGUACGGCAGCCCAAAGGUGUCAACUGGUGUGAGAAGAACGGAACUCCCAAUGGAGGCUGCCAAUACCUCUGUCUCCCUGCCCCGCAAAUCACUGCUCACUCCGCCAAGUACACCUGUGCCUGUCCUGAUGGCAUGCACCUGGCCGCAGACAUGAGAAGUUGCAGCAGAGACACUGUUCCCGAGGCUUCUGCUUCCGUUGCUGCCACAACAACUCGGCAGCCUCCCUCGAGAACCACACCUUUGGGCCGGUUGCUCGCCACAACCGGUGCCCCCAGGCAUGAAACUGAACGCCUGCCUGCCGCUGCCCCCACCGUUCUGAGCAAACUCAUCCCAGGCAUCUCUGAGCGUACCACGCCUCCGAUGGUCACCCUGUCGCAGCAAGCGCGAAACGGAAUUGCUGCUGAAACGGACGGGGCAAGGCAAGGGGGUCCCCCAGCGCUCUCAAUUGUCCUACCACUGGUGCUGAUUUGUUUAAUCUCCUUUGGGGGUUUCCUUGUUUGGAAGAACUGGCGCCUGAGGAACAUCAACAGCAUCAAUUUUGACAACCCUGUCUAUCAGAAAACGACGGAGGACGAGGUUCACAUCUGUCGGAGACAGGAGGGGUACACCUACCCAUCGAGACAAAUGGUCAGCCUGGAAGACGACACCACAGCGUGAGCCCACCUCAACGCCUCCAAGUGCCUCUCUCCAGACUUUUGCUGCUGCUUUUCUGGGAGAUCACGCAUGCCCUGGCUUCCGUUGUCUCUCAGCCGUCUGACGCCACUUCCCCAGUGACUCGAUGGACCUUUCCCUUCCUCAGCCCCUCACCUUUCCCUUUUUUAAAAGGAAGAAACUGUACGUCGGUCAGCAACUGUCUUUACAGGACAGAGCAGACGAACCAGGGCCACUUUGUUGAGUUUUUAUGUUUCGAUAUAUUUAUUGUUGUAUCCAGUGCUGCCACGGCACUGAUACGUCUGCUGUCCUCUGAGUCUCAUUUUUAAUCUGGGCAGGGUCACUUAUUACUAUUUUUUCACGCACGUGAAGGACGGUAACUUGACAAAGGCAGUGGCUGUUCUCUGGGUGCACACCUGGGUGUCUCGGGGUCCUCUUCACAAGCUGACCGUUGUGCCUGGCCCUUUUCUCUCCAAAGGCCUGACAGGCAGGCAUGAAGCAAGCUUGGAAGGGAAUCGGGAACAUGAGCCUUUGCUGAGAACUCGCCUUGCGUUUGUGAGCCUCUGGGCCCCUUUCUCCCAAGCUAGACUGGAGAAAAUUUUAAAGAGUGGAUUUUGCCAUCCGUGCCGCAAAGAAGAAACAGUGACUUCUGCCCUCUUAACGUCCAAAGAAAGGAAGGAAAACACGGAGGUGUCCUGGAUCCCUCUGUGGGCCCUGAGCUGCUAGAUCUCUCUCAGGCUUCCCCUGCCCCUUUCGUUUGAUUUCUUCUCGUUUCUCUUUGCGACCUGUGUAGCUUUGUAACCUUGCAUUUUCUGUAUUUGCACUUGAUUCCUUUCUUUUGGCUCUCUUGUCACGUGUUGCCAGGAGGGUGAGAGAGGGGGGAAGAACUGAACCAAUGAGACAAGCAGGCUGACUUUGGGGAGGGAAAAAGGGAGUUGUUGUGUUUUGCUCGGUGCUGGUCCGUUUUGUGCCUUUCGGCAGGUGGACAAAGGGCAAUAGAUUGUGCUGGCCAAGAAAGCAGGAAUUGAAGCCAUUCUCCUGUGUCUUCUACCUUCGUCACAGGUUUACAGUUGCCUUAUCACUGCAUCUCUCUAUGCCAGGUAUAUUUUUUACAAAUUUCCUGUCCUUAGCUUUGCCUUAUUUUGUAUACUGUUAUCCCUUCUCUUACUAACGGAGGGCUUCUUAAUUAAGGCAAAUGCCAAAUGGGACUCCCAGCCCCCUUCUAGAGUUGCACUAAACUCUGAUUCUGCACCUUAGUUGAAAUAUAUAUAUAUAU